UAAAAUAUUGUCUGAAGCAUAUUUUGAAAAUCACGUGAAGCUUUUUUAAUUUAAACUUUAUAAUAAAUAUCGUGUUAGUGGAGUACAGUUUGUAAAGCCAAGGUGAUUCCCUUGAUUAAAGAAACAAUAUUAGAAAGUUUUUGAUAGGCUUUGGAUCACUAAAACAGAAGCUCACAUACUUUGUUUGUUUCAUUUUUUUUUUUCUUUUUCUUCAGCUUACGAGGUUAUGAGAUGCACAUCAGAUCCAGACUCUCUGCUUCAUCAUCUGGGAUGGCUCGUUGGUUGUUUCAGAUCCUGAUCAUCUCUUCUCUUCAUCUGAUUUCACUAUCAAGUCAACAAGAGACAAGGUUUGUCUAUGAAAGCUUCCUCGACCAAGAAAAUCUUUACAUUGAUAAAUCCGCUACAGUACUUCCCAGUGGAAUAUUGCGGUUGACGAACGCUUCAGAGCAUCAGAUGGGUCAUGCUUUCCACAAGAAACCACUUGAGUUCAGUUCAUCCGGACCACUCUCUUUCUCAACACACUUUGUGUGUGCUCUGGUGCCUAAGCCACGUGUUGAAGGUGGCCAUGGUAUUGCCUUUGUGUUAUCUCCUUCUAUGGAUUUCACUCACGCAGAGUCAACUAGAUACUUGGGGAUUUUCAAUGCUUCAACAAGUGGAUCUUCCUCUUAUCACGUUCUUGCGGUUGAGCUUGACACUAUUUGGAAUCCAGAUUUCAAAGAUAUUGACCACAAUCAUGUGGGGAUUGAUGUCAACAGUCCUAUAUCUGUCGCAAUAGCUUCGGCAUCUUACUUUUCCGACAUAAAAGGGAGUCACGAAAGGGUAGACCUUUUAAGUGGAAGGCCUAUACAGGUAUGGGUGGAUUAUGAAGGCACUAUGCUCAAUGUUUCGAUUGCUCCUCUUAAAGUCCAGAAGCCAAGUCGACCUCUUUUGUCACACCCCAUCAACCUUUCAAAGUUUUUUCCGAAUAGGUCAAGACUGUUUGUUGGGUUCUCUGCAUCGACAGGGACAGCGAUCAGUGAUCAAUAUAUUCUUUGGUGGAGUUUUAGCACAAGAAGAGGAUCACUGCAGGGAUUUGAUAUCUCAAAACUUCCUAAAGUUCCUCAUCCACAUAAGAAACUAUCUACACUGAUUAUUAUCCUGCCCGUUUGUCUGGCUAUUGUGGUGUUGGCUGUUCUUGCAGGACUUUAUGUCCGCAGGAGAAGGAAGUAUUCAGAGGUAUCUGAAACAUGGGAAAAAGAGUUUGAUGCACAUCGGUUCUCUUACAGGUCCUUGUUCAAAGCAACUAAGGGGUUCAGCAAAGAUGAAUUUCUCGGAAAAGGAGGUUUUGGAGAAGUUUAUAGAGGAAAUCUCCCAAAAGGCAGAGAAAUAGCAGUGAAGAGAGUUUCCCAUAAUGGUGAUGAAGGUGUGAAGCAAUUUGUAGCUGAAGUCGUGAGUAUGAGAUGUCUGAAACACAGGAAUCUUGUACCACUGUUUGGGUAUUGCAGAAGAAAACGAGAACUUCUUCUUGUCUCAGAGUAUAUGCCAAACGGUAGUCUUGACGAGCAUUUGUUUGAUGAUCAGAAACCGGUUCUUUCUUGGUCAAAAAGAUUCGUGGUUGUUAAGGGUAUCGCUUCUGCUCUCUGGUACUUGCAUACAGGUGCUGACCAAGUUGUUCUGCACCGAGAUGUCAAAGCUUCCAACAUUAUGUUAGACACGGAGUUCAAUGGAAGGUUGGGGGAUUUUGGCAUGGCCAGGUUUCAUGAGCAUGGAGGCAAUGCAGCUACAACAGCAGCCGUGGGCACUGUAGGGUACAUGGCGCCAGAGCUAAUCACAAUGGGAGCUUCUACUGGAACUGAUGUUUAUGCAUUUGGUGUUUUCAUGCUUGAAGUAACUUGUGGGAGGAGACCAGUGGAACCGCAGUUGGAAGUUGAGAAACGACAUAUGAUCAAAUGGGUUUGUGAGUGCUGGAAAAAGGAUUCUUUGCUUGAUGCUACCGACUCGAGAUUGGGAGGUGAAUUCAUAGCCGAGGAAGUCGAGAUGGUUAUGAAACUCGGUCUGCUUUGUUCAAAUAUAGUGCCAGAAUCCAGACCUACAAUGGAACAAGUGGUUCUUUACCUCAACAAAAACCUACCUUUGCCAGAGUUCUCACCAUAUACUUUGGGGAUUGGCACAUUUGCUCCAGUUCUGGUUGAUGCAUCCUCGCUUGUGGUCUCUUCCGCGUCAUGGAAUUGGUCAGUCCCCUCAGUGUCUUCUUCCUCAACAAACCACUCACCUUAUGCUUGUCAGUCAACUGAUCAGCCAUGGGGACAGACAUUAGACACUACGAACUCUCUUCACAUAGUUGCAGAACCAGAGAAGCCUAAGAAUAUCUCACCCGCUGUCAAAACGGUAACAUUGCCUGCAGAAGAUCACGAGUCCAAUCAUUCCAGCAUCGACAGUGUGAGAUAAACGAAACUGACUGGAUCCAAAACAAGUAUACAACAAAUGAACAGAACUAAUUUAACAGAACCAAAUGGAUCUUAACUGACUGAAGUGAU
Molecule: messenger RNA, 2516 nt
Organism: Camelina sativa (false flax)
Lineage: Eukaryota; Viridiplantae; Streptophyta; Magnoliopsida; Brassicales; Brassicaceae
Source: RefSeq, a predicted model, not a curated record